This is a messenger RNA of Aspergillus vadensis CBS 113365, 535 nucleotides long. RefSeq lists its product as uncharacterized. The transcript has 2 exons. The coding region runs from base 33 to 311 and encodes 92 amino acids. Lineage: Eukaryota; Fungi; Ascomycota; Eurotiomycetes; Eurotiales; Aspergillaceae. The record is from RefSeq and is a predicted model, not a curated record.
AAGAUAGUCCGAAACACCGGGUCCAUCGUCACAUGCGGGCCCUUUCCGCUUGGAAGGCGCGAGAAAAAAGGCCCAAAACCAAGCAAAGCAAAGCAAAGCAAAGCAAGCAAGCAGCAACUCAGCACACGAUCAUUGCAUCACCCGCUACUCUCCUCUCCUCUCCUCUUUCUCCCUCUCUCUCUCUCUCCUUAUCCUCCCGCCCAUUCUCACCCCCUCCGUCGCCAACUCUCUUAAUCUUCCCUUUUCUUUCCUUCUUGCCUCGGUCGUUCUCUUCGUCUUCCCUUGUAUUAUUUAAUUUCAACCCGCCUUGAAACUUCCCCUGAACCCGCUCUCUAGUCCCCGGCACUUUCCUCCUUAUCUUUCCCUCCCGAAAAUCCUCCAGACCUUCCGAAACGCACACACGACUUUCCACCAUGGCUGACGUGAGGUAUCCCGACACAAAUGGCCACAGCGCACUCGCAAAGGGUAAAUAGCUGGCUCCAUGCACACCUGCUUCGUGUUUACCGCUCGAAAUUGGUGACUUUAUGACCAACUG